AUGUCGCUCUUGUCUUCCCUUCUCAACCCUGUUCCCGGGUUUCCCGAGUACACCGGCGCCUACAGGGUCGGCACUGUAGAUGUCGAAAUUCCCAUAUCGAAGCUGCCAGCCGGCAAAAAACCCGAAGGUGCCGCAGACGUUCACACAGUUCUAUUCAGAAUAUUUUACCCGACGGUAGCUGAGGCUCAGGGAAAAUACAUCAGUUGGCUUCCCGCGCCUCAAAGGCUUCACAUAGAGGCCUAUGCCCAGUUUCUGGGCCUCGGCUCGAAAACUGCCUCUGUUCUCUCAUUUCUACCCCGACAUCUUCACUGGACCACCAUCCCAGCCAUCAAGAAUGCUCCUUUGCUGUCUCCCCCAGCUGAGCAUUCCAGCUCAAGAUGGCCAACCAUGAUAUUUUCACACGGCCUAGGAGGUAACCGCAAUGCCUACAGCCAUCUCGCCGGCUCCCUAGCCUCCCACGGAGUAGUCGUCAUCUGCCCCGAACAUCGCGACCAGAGCGCAGCUCUCACCCUCAUCCGCGACCCCCAAACGCCCAAAAAGGCCACCCCCCUCGCCUACCUACGAAUCCCGCACAACCAAACCCCUGAGAUCUGGGCCCAGCGCGACUCCCAACUCCGCAUCCGCCUCUGGGAACUCGAUAUGAUCUUUGAAGCCAUCCUCGCCAUCGACCGCAACGACAACAAAGUCAUCGCCUCCAACCUCAACACCAGCACCCCUGUUUCGGCCCUCUUUGCCUUGCACAACAAACUCGACAUCUUGGACCCCGGCAAAGUGAUCUUUGCGGGCCACUCGUUUGGUUCCUCGACCAUGGUCCAGUUCCUCAAAUCAGUCUUUUAUUCGUCCCAUCCUGCUCUGCAGUCUUUUGAGGACGGCAGGUUAUUCACCCCGCGGCCUGGCUCGGCUAUCAUGUCACAAAUCAACGGUUUGAACCCGGCUGUCUUGCUGGAUAUGUGGUGUUUCCCUCUUUUAUCGGCCGCGUCCGACAAGCUGUAUCGUCUCCCGCUGCCGUGCUAUUCUGUGUCUCAAGAACAGCAAAAGAUGUCGAAGAUUCUCGCGGUGGAAUCAGAUCAGUUUUUCAAAUGGGGGACGCACCUGCACCGCACGGCGAAGGUUUUGUCUGCUGAUCCGACCGCGGAGGUUGUGAAGGAGUCGCCUGACCACCCGGCGCCGUAUUUGUUUUAUAUAGAGAAAUCUGCACAUUUGAGUCAGUCGGAUUUUGCGGUUUUGUUUCCUUGGUUGACGAAAAAGGCUUUCGGGUCGGAGACGCCCGAGGCGGUGUUGAGUUUGAAUGUGAGGGCUGCGGUGCAGUUUUUGAGGGGGAAUGGGGUUGUGGUUGGGGAGUCGAGGUUGGAGAGGGAGAGGGGGGAUGUGCUGCGGAGGGGGGUGGAGGUGGCGAAGUGGAAAUGGGUUGAUGUGGUAGGGAUGGGGAGGAGGGUGUAUCCGAGUGAGAUUGAGAUGAGGAGGGAGGAGAGGGGUGAGGAGGAGGUGGAGGAGUCGAGGAGGGAGGAGAAGGGGAUGGGUGGGGAGAUGGAGCCUGGGGUUGGGGAAGAGGAUAAAAUGAAGGAGAAUGGGGUCACGGGUGGGGAGAGGUUGUAG
Molecule: messenger RNA, 1596 nt
Organism: Podospora anserina S mat+
Lineage: Eukaryota; Fungi; Ascomycota; Sordariomycetes; Sordariales; Podosporaceae
Exons: 2
Coding region: 1-1596 (531 amino acids)
Molecular function (GO): 1-alkyl-2-acetylglycerophosphocholine esterase activity
Source: RefSeq, a predicted model, not a curated record